Colletotrichum spaethianum is the source of this 192-nucleotide messenger RNA. RefSeq lists its product as uncharacterized. NCBI's taxonomy places the organism in Eukaryota, Fungi, Ascomycota, Sordariomycetes, Glomerellales, Glomerellaceae. The record is from RefSeq and is a predicted model, not a curated record. The transcript has a single exon. Bases 1 to 192 code for a protein of 63 amino acids.
AUGCCCGAGAAGAUGCUUUGCAGAACGGGGCCCAUGGCCCCCCGCCCCCGCGUAUGCAGCACCGCAAGAUACGGCCCCGCCAACAAAGGAGUUUCUCGGGACCAGGUUCUCCUUGCUUUCGCGGCUGCGUUCAUCAUCUUCACCAUCUUGGCACUGUGGAAGGGCCGGGCAUCAUCAGGCGACGUCUUCUGA